UAUCCACCGUUGCUUUUGGCGCGGGGAGUUAUCCCCGUCGGGCUCUGCACGCCGCCUUGCUCCGUUCCGGCGCCGCCGCUCACCGCUCCGUCCCAAUGCCGCCGCUCGCCGCUCCAUCCCAGUUCCGCCGCUCGUCUCGCUCCUCCCCGGUGCUGCACCAUACACCAGAUCGUGAGCCUGCUCACCUGAAUCGACCUCUUCCCAAAUGAAAUCGAUCUUCUUGUGCUUGCGCUUGCUUCUCCCUACGUCUCCCGGUGGGUAGCGGAAGAGAACCAGCUCCUCGCCGUCGAGGCCGGGGCUCAAUCCCCUAGGCCCUGGUUGCAGCCAGCGCUCGUCGGGUCGGGCGUCCAGGACACGUCCUGCUCGUCAAUUCGCACAUGGAAGUGCAGGCACGAAGACGGACAGGGAGGCCACGCUCGCCGGAUUCCUUGACGCAGCAUAGGAGUCAGACCUCCACCAAUCGCCAGGGCCCAGCGCCCCUGAUCUCCUCCCAGCAGUACGAGGAACGAUGAGUUCACUUCUUGAUUUGUUUUUUGACGAUGAGUCCGAUGAGUCUGAUGAUGACUUCGAGAUGGCAGCAGUUUUGAUUGCUGAGAUGGAGGAGAUGGAGAGGAAUGAGCGGCCCAAGCGUGGUGGUUCCGUGCCAGGGCGUGAAGUGGUUCAUCGGAACAAGCAGCAAGGCCAUGAUAAGCUAUUUGAUUAUUACUUUGCAGAUAACCCUGUGUUUGGUCCGGUUACUUUCAGGCGACGGUUCAGAAUGUCUAAGCAGCUAUUCUUGCGAAUUGCAGCCGCUGUGGAGGCUCAUUGUCCAUACUUCCAGCAGACAAGGAAUGCUUCUGGGGACCUUGGACAUAGUUCUCUUAAGAAGAUUACUGCAGCACUGCGCAUGCUCGCUUAUGGUGUCCCUGCUGAUUCUCUUGAUGAUUGGCUUCAUAUUGCAGAAAGCACCAUUAUUCUGAGUUUGAAGAAGUUUAUGAAAGCAGUGAUUGAAAUCUUUGGGGAGCGAUACUUGUGAGCACCAGAUGCAGAGGACACUGCAAGACUUAUGCAAAUGGGUGAAGCCAGGGGGUUCCCAGGUAUGCUUGGAUGCAUCGAUUGCAUGAACUGGAAGUGGAAAAAUUGCCCCGCAGCAUGGCAUGGGCAGUUCACUGGGCAUUGUCAUGACCCAACGAUUAUUCUUGAAGCUGUUUCAUCAUAUGAUCUAUGGAUUUGGCAUCCAUACUUUGGGUUGCCUGGCUCUCACAAUGACAUUAACGUCCUGCAAAGAUCCCAUUUGUUUGCACGGCUAGCUGCUGGCGAUGCUCCUCCAGUGAACUUUGAAGUCAAUGGCCAUCACUACACAAUGGGGUACUAUCUUGCAUAUGGCAUAUAUCCUUCAUGGUCCACAUUUGUCAAGAUAAUAAGAAACCCUCAGGGUAACAAGACAGUGCACUUUGCCUGUCACACCCGGUUUAAGAAGGAAAACCGAAUGCAUCUCAUAUGUGCACUAGAAUCAAGUUUACACACAUACGAUAGACUAUAAAGCGAAUAUCAUCACAAAUGCA
Molecule: messenger RNA, 1544 nt
Organism: Panicum virgatum (switchgrass)
Lineage: Eukaryota; Viridiplantae; Streptophyta; Magnoliopsida; Poales; Poaceae
Exons: 2
Coding region: 509-1015 (168 amino acids)
Source: RefSeq, a predicted model, not a curated record